This is a messenger RNA of Truncatella angustata, 1527 nucleotides long. Its product is annotated as cAMP phosphodiesterases class-II-domain-containing protein. Bases 1 to 1527 code for a protein of 508 amino acids. Gene Ontology annotation, molecular function: 3',5'-cyclic-AMP phosphodiesterase activity; 3',5'-cyclic-GMP phosphodiesterase activity. The record is from RefSeq and is a predicted model, not a curated record. Lineage: Eukaryota; Fungi; Ascomycota; Sordariomycetes; Amphisphaeriales; Sporocadaceae. The transcript is spliced from 2 exons. Gene Ontology annotation, biological process: cAMP catabolic process; negative regulation of glucose mediated signaling pathway; cGMP catabolic process.
AUGAGCGGCGAUGAAGCAGAAGAUGGUCCAGCGCAUGCUUUGCAGGUCAUUGUCCUUGGAUCAGGGGGUGGACCACAAGAAAACAAUGUCACUGCGCUUCUUGUACGAGCUACCCAAGCUGGAUGGGCUCGAGGCUCUAUAAUCGCCGUGGAUGCGGGCGUCCAUCUGUCUGCCAUUACUCGAAUUCUUCAGGAAACCCUACCGCAAGGGUUAGGUACGGAAGUAGCACUGCCACACAAGUUAGAGACUGGCCCCUUUGCUGGAUUGGAAGUCAAUGCAAAAUCGCCAGAGAGAAAUGCGGUUCACAUCACUAGACAGCUCAUCGACACAUAUCUGAUCACUCAUCCUCAUCUCGACCAUAUCAGUGGCUUCGUUAUCAAUACCGCUGGACUACCUGGAACAAGGCCGAAACGGUUGGCCGGUCUUCCAUCCACCAUCUCGGCUUUCAAGACACAUAUCUUCAAUAACACGAUAUGGCCGAACCUAUCGGAUGAAAACAAUGGUGCUGGACUGGUGACUUAUAUGCGACUUGUGGAAGGCGGAAGUCCUGCAAUGGGUGAAGGAGCAGGCAAAGGUUACCUUGAAAUCUCUGAUGGCCUUGGCGUGAAAGUAUUUGGUGUUAGUCACGGUCAUUGCAUAGAGAGACACAGUCACCGUGGCUCGCAGUCAUCGUCUCGAAUCGGGAGCGCAGAUAUGUCGAUCAUGUUUCCACGAAGCGCCCCUGGCAGUAAUGCUGCUUCGGGUCCAAGUGGUCUUUUCAGAGCUACAAGCAUGGCGCGAUCCUCAGCGCAAAGUCAGGAGCAAGAACAUAUAUGUGUGUAUGAUUCUAGUGCUUAUUUCAUACGCUGCCACAAAACCGGCAAAGAGGUUCUCAUCUUUGGUGAUGUCGAGCCUGAUACUAUAUCCUUAUCUCCUCGAAAUCUUGUCAUCUGGCAAGAAGCAGCUCCUAGGAUAGCUCGGGGCGACUUGGCUGCCAUUUUCAUCGAGUGUAGCUACGACGACAGUCAGUCUGACGAUCGAUUGUUCGGCCAUUUAGCUCCACGUUUCAUCAUAGAAGAGAUGCGUGCAUUGGCCAGCGAAGUCGAAAGUGCUCGCCAGCGUCCUGUUAAACUCGAGACGACUAAGAAACGAAAACGAGAGUUGGAGGAAGCCGUCCGCCGGAUGAAUCCAGCUAGAUCAACACCGGAUGAGUAUCCCGUUUCGCCCAAGUCUACGAAACCGACGCGGUCUUACUCAGGUUCAGACGGUUUCCCAUCGCCAAUGACGACCCCGCAUAUUGCGACACCUACUGCUGAACUGAGUCUCCAGGACCUAGACCCGACAAUUCAGAUUUCUAUUCCACAGAAACCCAUCUCUGUUCGACCCCUUGAGGGUUUGAAAGUCGUCAUUAUUCACGUGAAGGAUAACUUUAGUGACGAAGAAACAACAGGCGAGAUCAUCAUCAGCGAGCUUCUGGAUUAUGAGAAAGAAGCUCAACUCGGGUGCGAAUUCGUCAUUUCACAGAAAGGCGACAGCUUUUUCUUUUAG